Molecule: messenger RNA, 1541 nt
Organism: Oenanthe melanoleuca
Lineage: Eukaryota; Metazoa; Chordata; Aves; Passeriformes; Muscicapidae
Gene: CD244
Product: CD244 molecule
Exons: 9
Coding region: 137-1276 (379 amino acids)
Biological process (GO): natural killer cell activation involved in immune response
Cellular component (GO): external side of plasma membrane
Molecular function (GO): MHC class I protein binding
Source: RefSeq, a predicted model, not a curated record
GGGGCGGCCUGGGGGGGACAGGGGGAGGAGGAGGAGGAAGGAGCGGAGGAGGAAGGAGCGGAGCGAGUCCCCGAGUCCCCGCCGGGCACUCGCCAGCCCCGAGGGGUCCCCGCGGCUCCCGGGGGGUCCCUGGGCCAUGUCCCCACCGGGGGGUCCCCGCUGUCCCCCGGCGCUGCUGGCGCUGCUGCUGGGGCUGGCUCGGAGCCGAGAGCUCCAGGAAUGCCGAGCCCGGGCUGUGACCGCCGGGGGAUCGCUGUGCCUGCAGCCCGAGGAACCCCCGCGGGAGUGGGGGAAGAUCCACUGGAGAGCAGAAUUGGAUUCGGGAUCACGGUGGCGAAUCCUGACGGUCACCAGGGAUGGGAAUGUCUGGGAUCCCAAAGGUCCUUUCCACGGCAGAGCCGAAUUCCAGCCGGGAAUUCUCGCCCUGUGCAUCUCCCCGGCGCACAGCGCCGACAGCGGCGUCUAUAGGGCCGAGGUUGAGAAUUCCUCCGGGAUUUUCCCCAUUUCCCCUCAGUGCUUCCGAGUGUCCGUGUGGGAUCCCAUCCCGGAGCCAUCCCUGGAAUCCCAAAUCCUGGAAUGGGAUCGGGGUUGGUGCCGCCUGUCCCUGCUCUGCUCCAGCCCCGGGAACGGGAACGUCUCCAUCCGCUGGGAGUGCCCUGAGGAGCCCCCGGAAUUCCCGAAAUCCACAGGAUCCCCAAACUCCACGGAACCCCCAGAAUUCCCGGGAUCCCCAUCCCAGCGGUUCCAGUGGGUCCCCGAGGACGCUGAACCCCAAAUUUGUCUCUGCAACCUCAGCAACGCCGCGGGCUGGAGAGCGGCCCCGGCCCCGCUCACCUGCGCAGGAAUUCCAGGGAAUUUCGGGCUCUGGGCAGGGCUGGGCGGGGCCGCGGGCCUGAUCCUGAUCCUGAUCCUGAUCCUCGGGCUCUGCUGGAGGAGGAGGAGGAGGAGGAAGGAGAAUUCCCGGGAAGACCCCCCCGGAGCCCCCGCGGGACCCCCGGAGCAGCCGCUGACCGUCUACGCCGAGGUGGGAGCCAAGAACCCCCCCAGGACCAGCGAGGCCCCCGUGGAAGGAGCCACCAUCUACGCCGUGGUCACUCCCAGGACACUGGAGAAUCCGAGGCAUCGGGAGGAACCCGGAGAUUUCACCGUUUACGCCACGGUCCAGAGGCCUCCCUCCAUCAAGAAGAGGCUGGACCGAGCCCUGCUCUCCACUGCCUACCUGGAGGAUAAUGGGGAUUACAGGCACUUGGGUUUCCCAAAUCCUAAACGCCCCUAAAAUCCUGGAAUUCUCAUCCUCAUGGAAUUCAACUCCAGCAUCCAAUGGGAUCCCACCCGAUGGAACAGAAAUUCCAGGAAUUUGGGUCUUUUUCCCCAAAAUUCAACCCCCAGCUGCGCCUUGGAGCGAAGAUUUUGGGGUCAAAAUUCUUUGGAAUGGAUGGAUUUGAAACUGGGGGGGGAGGGAAUUUUGGGGGGGGUUUAGGAUUUAGAAAGUUUGGGAAUUUUUUUUUUUUUUUUGGUAAAUACAGCUGGGCUGCACAAUU